AUGGUGCAACAUAAGAAGUUCGCGAGCAGCUCGGACGAAGAAGAUGAAAAGAAAAAGAAGAAAUCGGAGAAAAGUGAUUUGAUUCGACAAACGGAGCACGACCGGGCGAAGAGACAAGAGCGGAAAGAUCGAAAUGAGCGCGAUGAAUCUCGAGAAGAUCGACGGAAGCAACGGAAAGUCGAUGAAGAAGAAAGGGAGAGGACCGAUAGAGGAAAUAAAGCUAAGAAAAAGAGACACGAUGAGGACAAGUUGAGACAAGAGAAGGGGAAAAUUCGCCGGGAAAGAGAAGAACGUGAGUCAUCCGAUGCACCGGCUUGGUCGACAAAUCGCGUCAAAGAGCACGCGGCGAAAAUCAAAGAACGCAAACUGUUGUGGCAAGGCAAACGGGAAUCGGAUGUGAAUGAAACGGAUCAACCAUCAACCUCAUUCACUGAUCAACAAGCUGUGAAGAAUAUUGGAAUGUGGUCAUCAGCAAUUGCAGCCACUGGUGUCGACGAUAAACAAGCGGAGAAGUUCAAGAAAUUGCUGGGAUUUAAAGGAGCACAAAAGGAUGUGAAGGAGUCAACCGCCUCAAAUGUGAAUGCGGAACGAGCGAAACAACAGAAUCUCCUCAGCUCGCUCGAUCAGCAAUUCUCGACGGCUCGCCAAAUGACUCGAAAUUCACGUGGAUCCGGUCUCGGGUAUCAU
This is a messenger RNA of Mesorhabditis belari, 687 nucleotides long. Lineage: Eukaryota; Metazoa; Nematoda; Chromadorea; Rhabditida; Rhabditidae. The record is from the annotation of a GenBank genome assembly.